This is a messenger RNA of Ruditapes philippinarum (Manila clam), 2059 nucleotides long. RefSeq names its product mediator of RNA polymerase II transcription subunit 12-like protein. The annotation marks the transcript as partial. Lineage: Eukaryota; Metazoa; Mollusca; Bivalvia; Venerida; Veneridae. Gene Ontology annotation, cellular component: mediator complex. The transcript has 12 exons. Gene Ontology annotation, biological process: regulation of transcription by RNA polymerase II. The record is from RefSeq and is a predicted model, not a curated record. Gene Ontology annotation, molecular function: transcription coactivator activity.
UUCAGGUUAUAACAAUGACAAGCCCGUCUGCUAUGAUCUGGAACAACUUGAGUGAAGGUAGGAGUAGUUCCCCUUACUGCGGAUCACCACUGGAUAUUCUCCCUUGUUCACCGUCAUGUUUACCUAUGCCUCCAAGUGAACAAAAUAAUCAGAUACGUUCCCAGAUUAGAAACAUGGAGCAGCAGAUCAGAUUACGUAGUAGAGCAGCAGAAGUUAGAUGGUCUUCCGAUAAAUGUCAACAGUCUACAACUGGUUAUACUAUGGGUAAAGUUUUGAAUGUUUUGGACAUGUUGGACAGACACAACUUUGAUAAAGUAGAAAGUAACAAUUGUCUAGACUCACUAUAUAACAAAAUCUUCACUGUCACACAGAACAAAGAUGGAAAUGAGCCAUUGGUCAGUGACGAGCCAAUCAUGACGCUGCUUAUAGACUGGGCUGUUAGUACCAAGAGACAAGGUGCUCAUAGAGCUGUUGUGGUUGCUAAGUUACUAGAGAAAAGGCAAAGUGACAUUAGGGCAGAGAAAUAUGGGGAUUCAGAUGUACCUGAUGAUAAAGAUUCUGCUGGUAGUGAUAUGAUGAUACCAGCCAGUGUUCCUGUCUUCCAAUCCCUACUUCUUAACUUCCUAGAUACUAAAGCUCCUGUUCUAGACGAUACAGCUAACUCGAGUGAGGACAGCCAGCAAGCGUUCGCUAACUUGAUCCACCUGUUCUCAGAGUUAAUACGGCAUGAAGUGUUCUCACACGAUGCGUACAUGUGCACAUUGAUCUCACGUGGAGAUCUCAUGUCCGCGCCAGCUGUAGCUUCCAUGGUGGCCGACAGUGUCGACUUGCUCAGUAUGAAGAGUGAAGUGGAGAGUAUUAAACAUGAACACCAAGAUGAUAUUAAGGUGGACAUGGACAUACAUACAAUGGAUACAGAUUUUGGUAGCUUCUUUGACGUGAAAGAUGAACCAAGACUUAGUCCAACUGCACCUGCUUCCGUUAAAUCAAUUAAGUCAGAGAAAGAGCAGCCUAUAGCAAGUGUAAGUAAGCCCGAGCCGCCGAUGAUGGCUGAGCUCAAAGGUCCAUCCAGACAUCAGCAGUACGCUACCCACUUCCCACUACCUCAAGACGAGUUGUCGAGUCACGAAUGUAAUCAAAGACUAGUGGUUCUGUUCGGUGUUGGAAAAGCUCGAGACGCUGCUCGCCACAUCUUAAAAAAGGUCGGGAAAGAGAUCCUACGAUUGUACAGUCGUAAAAGCUGUAUAGACAUGAGCAGCGGUGAUCUCGGUAAACCGAAGAAAAAGAAGGAUAAAGACGAACCUAGUUCGGUAUCGGUUGUCGGUAACUUAGAAGUGCUGUUUGGAAAGUUUCAUAAGUUAUCAUAUUAUGAUCAACAUGUGGUCACGUGGCAGUGUACCAUGGCAGUUCACGAACAGAUCAAUUGUUUUACGUCGGGAACGUCGACGUAUUUACCGCAGGUGGAGAAUAUAUCAUACUUGUUUGAUCUGAUGGAACAUUCAAUGGCUGUUAAUACUCUCCUAGAAUUUUCAGUACAGCUUCUGAAAGAUUUGAGUAUAGUGGAGAGCCAAUUGUCUGCCAGUAACUCUAACUUAUCUGGCAUCUACACAACAUCACUAUGUCUGUGUAUUGUGGCAAUCUUCAGGAAAUAUCAUUCCUUCCUGCUAGUCUCUGAAGAUCUCACAUUUCAGGCAUUUGAAGGUUUGAUAGGAGUGGUGAAGCAUGUAUGUAACCCAGCCGACUGUUCAUCAGCAGAAAGGUGUAUCCUGGCAUACCUGUAUGAUGUCUACACAUCCUGUAGCUAUCUCAAGAACAAGUUCCAAGAGAUGUUUAGUAAUGCCUACUCUAAGAUACGAGUAACGUUAUAUGCUGAUAUCAAGCCAUCUGCCUCUAACCUCAUGUGGGAUCCAGCAUUCAUGGGGAGCUUCUUGGAAAAUGCUAAGACAAUACCUAUAGAACAGGCAUUGAUAGAUCAGCUGAAUAAACAAGGAGCUAGUAGAUACAGUUUUGUUGUGAACACAAUGCUGAAUAUCUGUAAAUUUCUACUCUCAUCUGACAG